This is a messenger RNA of Cyphellophora europaea CBS 101466, 1500 nucleotides long. RefSeq lists its product as uncharacterized. NCBI's taxonomy places the organism in Eukaryota, Fungi, Ascomycota, Eurotiomycetes, Chaetothyriales, Cyphellophoraceae. The transcript has a single exon. The record is from RefSeq and is a predicted model, not a curated record. The coding region runs from base 1 to 1500 and encodes 499 amino acids.
AUGCCUCCCAAGUCAUCCUUGCAGGGCAUGGUCGCUGCCUACAGCCUUCUCUUUCGUGCACUUGUACCUUCCAUGGUGCUUGCGUCGCCACUGAACUUCUCAAUUCGCCAACUGGAGUGGAAGAACUGCUCUACCGACAGUGCCCCAUCUUUGCAAUGUGCCGAGGUGCAGGUUCCUCUGGAUUGGAAUAAUCCAUCGGGCCGCCAGAUCAACCUCUUUAUCAACAAACAGCCUGCGGUCAAUGCGGAAAAGCGGAUCGGCAGCUUGUUCUUUCACCCUGGCGGUCCUGGCGCUUCUGCGGCCGAGAGGGUAGCAAAGAUGGACAUGCCCGACUACCCACACCACUCGCAACAACUGCGGGAAGUCUUUGACUUGAUCGGGGCCGACCAGCGUGGCUGUGGCCAGAGCAGUCCAGUAAAAUGCGACGUGGACCUCUUGAACGUCGCGAUGCGCCACGACCAACUCCCAGCCAGCCGCGACGAAUGGGAGGCUGGGGUCGAGGCUUUCGAUGCCUUCGGACAGUCGUGCCUUGAGCAAACGGGCGAAGAACUGCUUAGCAACAUGGACACGAUCAGUGCUGCUAAAGACAUGGAAGCUAUACGCACAGCCAUCGGGGAGAAGUUGACAUACUGGGGCUCGUCAUACGGCACCCAACUAGGUUACACAUAUGCAGAGCUGUUUCCCGAUAACAUCCGGGCGAUGGUGCUCGAUGGUGUCAUCGACCACUCUUACACGCUCGCCCAGGUCGGACAUCAUGCUACCGCCCGGGCCGUUCUCGUACUGGAACACUUCUUUGAGUGGGCGGGCAACGAUUCGGCGUCCCCACUCCGUGGCGAGGACGUCUUGCACAUAUACAACCAUCUGCGAGGGCAAGCGCAGAAAGAACCGCUUGCUGCGCCUGGCUGCAAAGACUCGGGAUUCUGCGCUACCGGAGUCACUGAUUGGGAAUUCCGGAGCAACUUGGUACUGGCGCUUAAGUACCCGGAAAACUACCCAGCAGCUGCGCAAUGGCUUGCCGAAGCAAUGGAUGGCAAUGCGACGGGGCUGGCGACGCCUUUCGUGUCCAAAGCGACUGAGUGGCUGUUAGCUCACGCUGCCAUCGCAUGUAUCGAAUGGUCUCUUGAGGAGGGAACCUGGGAGGUACAUAGCAACAGAAGAAACUCGCGAGACUCUCUUUCGCCGUACGGAUGGUUAACAACACCCGAAACACAGUGGGCACAGUGGUGCCGACGCUGGCCGAUCCCCGUGCGAAAUCCACCAAAGCCGAUCAAGGUUCCGACGCUGACCGCACCAGUUCUACUGGUGCACGCCUUGUGGGACACCGCCACUUCGUACGACCAGGCUGUGUCGGUGCAGCAGAAGAUACCGGGUAGCAGACUCCUAACCCGGCGCGGUGACGGUCAUGGCAGCUUUGCCAACCAUGGACAGACCAAGAUAUGGAUGGAGAAGUUCAUGGUAGACCUGGAGCUGCCGGAAGUUGGUACAGUCUUGGACGACUGA